AUUUUUCAACUGUGAAGUUAGAAAUUUGUGAUUUCUUCGAUUGCUACUGCUAUAGAGGUAUAUAAGAGAAAUUUCUGUUGAAUCUGUAAGUGAAAUUUUGACUUGACUUAUCCAAUAACUCCAACGUAAAUUGUAAACUGGAUUACAUCAAAAAAGCCAAAAUUUAAAAUUAAAUUUUAUAAUUUCUUUUCGCAAAACUAUUCAAAAAAAGUUUAUUAAUAUGAGUGGAAAAGAGAAAGGUAAUCAUGUCUACAAAUUGCUUUGCCCCUAUGAUCCUACUUCUCCACUUAUAAACGACUAUAAUGCUGGUGAUUUAGUAUGUUCAAAGUGUGGCCUAGUUGUAGGAGAUCGAGUGAUUGACGUCCAUCAAGAAUGGCGUAUGUUUCAUAAUGAUGAAAAGUCCGAACAACGCAGUCGUGUCGGUGAUCCGGAAAUUAAUCUACUAGGCAAUAAUAAUCUUUCCACCUCACUUGCCUUCCCAAAAAACUUCAAUCGAAAAAUCAAAUCAUCUUUAUUAAAUUCACCGCUAAGCUUUAGUUAUACCGGUAACCGUACUCUACAACCAGCAUUUCGUGCAAUCAAUGAUAUGGCUGAUCGCGUCAAUGCACCAUCUCAUAUCGCUGACCGUGCUUGUGACAUAUACAAACAGGUUCAUGACCUUAAACGUCAUUCAUAUUAUUCGAAUUUUACAAGGGCGGCAUCAUGCUUAUACAUAGCUUGUCGUCAGGAAGGUUCGCCAAGAACAUUAAGGGAAAUAUGUGCAGCUGCUACGGUCGAUAAAAAAGAGCUGGGACGUUGCUAUAUGCUUAUUUUAAAAUUGCUUGGAAUUAGUGCCGGUGGAAUAGAUGGAUCUGACUAUAUGAAUCGUUUCUGUUCCUUUUUAGGUCUUGAUGAAUCGGUGAAAGAUGCAGCAAUACAUAUUUCUGAAAAAACGGUAGAAAUGGAAUUAUGUUCGGGUAGAUCACCAAUAUCCAUUGCUGCUGCUGCAAUUCUAAUGGCUUGCAAGAUUGCAGAUCUUAAUGUUACACAAAAAAGGAUAAGUGAAGUCGCAGGUAUUACUUAUGUUACAGUUAGUGGAUGCUUCAAACUUAUGGUUCCGUAUGCAGAGGAGUUGAUGCCACGAAAUUCUAAAUUUCCAACGCCGACUGGUUAUGAACUGGAAAGGUUACUCGCCAAAAAAGUUAUGUAUGACGAAAAGCCUGGUGAAAUUUUGACAACACAAGAAUCUAUAUUCUCAUCACCAUACGCGGAUAGAGUGGAAAAACUGUUAGCAAAGAACCGAGGUACAGAUCAAUUAUAUGGUAAAGAGCAAGUACCGAUCACCACUAAAAUUCCAAAAACUAAUAUCGAUAAGCUGCACAAACUACUGCAAGAUGAAUAUGGUUCUGCCGAAAACAAUUCUAAAGACAACGUUGGCAAAUCAGUUGAUACACAAAACGACAAAUUACAAGCACAAAAUAUUGGAACUGAUGUAAAAUAUAAUGAAAACUUAAAGACUCAAAACAUGAACUAUUCAACAUUAUACAAAGAGGAGAUGGUAAAGUUGCUUUCACAACAACAACUACAAAUGGGUGUGAAUGAUAAGAGCUUUACGCAGUCAAACACAUUUCAAAAAGAAUAUGCUGAACAUUUGGCUAAAGUACUAAAGCAAAACGGAACUGGUGUAAAGUUGCAAUCGCAGAACUCCAUCACUCCAAAGACAACAACUGUGCAACGAAUCCAGUUCGCGGGAAAGCAGUAUGAAAAUGGCUCAAUGUUUAAUGAGCAGUUAGUAAAACAAACCUGUCAGUGUCCCACACAAUACAAUGAUGAGUUAGCAAAACAAGAGUUAUUGAAGAAGUGGAACUCUGAGGAGAAAACAAAACCUAAGGAGUCCAAAACCAAAUUGCCAUAUGCCGACAUAUUGACGAAAGUAAGAUCAAAAAAAUUCAAUCCAGAAAAUCAAAAUGAUCCAAAUUUAAUAUCGAAAGAAGCUACAAUCUUAAAACGAAGAUCUGACGAAGUAGUUAGGUUCGCUUUGAAAAAAGCAUACAAUGGAGAGGAACAUAAUAGCGGAUUGAAAUCGCAUAGCCCUGACAUCUUAAAAUCAUAUGAUCAAAUAACUAAGUUACCGGCACCCGAUGUCGGUAACUCGGUAGUAAAUGAUGUGAAAUUGAUGUCACAACGAGUGAGUUGCACUCAACAAUAUAAAAUACAACAAAUACAUGAGUUGAGUGAUGGAAAAUACGGUAUAACGUUAAUGCCACAACGUGGUGGUGUAAAAACAAUGUCUACUCACCAAUUUCAAACACCGGAUUCAAACAAUGUGACUGACAAAAAAUCUAGCCAAAACUUUAUACAACAAACCAACUCAUAUACUACAGUUCAGACUGAGCACCAACUCAAAGUUCAAGAACUAAACAAAUUUCACCAUAUUCGGAACAAAUAUGGUGAAAAUAUGACAGUACAAUUGGGUGAGUAUACUCAUAACGCUCAACAACAUAAAACUGAUAUAAAGCACGGUAAUAAAUUUAUCCCACAAAACGUCGGGUAUAUAAGAAGCGUAGGCAAUCAACAACACAAGGUAGCGGGACUAAACGUCCUAACUGAAGGAAAACAUGGCGGGCAAUUUAUGCAACAAUAUCAACAACAUUUGAUACCAGUACGGAAUAGCUCAAGCGAGGAUAAAAAUCGUGAAACAAUACCACAGUCCAGUGGGCACACAAACCCACAAAGUAAUGAACAAUACAAAAUUACGGAACUAAUGAAAACAAACAACAAGCAAUGUAAUAAGUAUUUAACACCGCAAACUGCUCAGAUUUCAAAACCCAUUAACAAUCAAUUACCACAAUCUACCAAGUAUAUAAUAAAACGUAACGGCCAACAGUACAAAAUUCAAGAAAUAAACAGUUCAACUGAAGAGAAGAUGAUUCUACAAGAAUCACCCAGUGGGACCAGAAUCAAAAGCACGGUUCAGUUGAUGCCACCUAGCGAUCAACAACCGAAGAUACCUGCACAAAAGAACGGAUUACGGUGGGAAUAUGUAGGGCAAUUAACAUCACCAAAUACCAUACUAAAUGAUCUGAAUAAAGAAGUAUCUGGUAACAACUUGAAUCCUCAAUGGCCUCAAUGUCUUAAAAUUCCCAAAGGUAAAAUAAUUAAGAUACCAAACCUGUCCUUGAUGACAUCUGAUAAAAAGCUAAUUCCACAAUGCGCUGGAAAUCAAAAAAUCAAUGGGGAACAACAACCUGAGAUGCCAGUCCUGACAAAUGUGACUGUAGUUAAGCCUGAUGAGACGUUGUUACCACAAUUUGAUGAAAAUACAAAAAUCAAUAUGGAACAACAACACAAGUUACAAGUACUAAAUAAUGUUACUGGAGUAAAACGUGAUGAGAACUUGCUAUCACAAAGCGCCGGAAAUACAACAAUCAAUAUGGAACAAAAACACAAACUACCGGUACUAAAUAACUUGACUGAAGUAAAAUCCGAUGGGAAGUUGAUACCACAAGGUAGCGGAAAUGCAACAAUCGAUUGGGAACAACAACACAGGUUACUUGUACUAAAUAAUACUGGAAUAAAAUCUGAUGAAAAGUUGAUACCACAAUUCGCCGAAACUACAAAAAUCAAUUGGGAACAAGAACACAAAGUACCAGUUCUAAAUUAUUUCACUGAAGUAAAAUCCGAAUGAGUUUACUGAAGUACAAGACUCCAGUACUAAAUAAUUUUAGUAUGGUAAAUAGUGGUGAAAAGUUAAAUGGUGAAAGUUUAGUAUUUUCUAUUAAAUAUGAUGACAACAAAAUAAAAUUUGUCCCUUUGUGUCAAAAUACUUAGAAGUCAAUUAUACAAGAAGACAACAUUACUUAAAUUAUCGAUAUAAACUAUAACUAAAAAGCAUCAAAUUAACAGCUAAAAAUGACACUUAAUUGUUAUUAUUUCAUCGU
Messenger RNA from Teleopsis dalmanni, 3920 nucleotides. RefSeq lists its product as uncharacterized. The transcript has 6 exons. Gene Ontology annotation, cellular component: transcription preinitiation complex; nucleus. Gene Ontology annotation, biological process: transcription preinitiation complex assembly; transcription initiation at RNA polymerase II promoter. The record is from RefSeq and is a predicted model, not a curated record. NCBI's taxonomy places the organism in Eukaryota, Metazoa, Arthropoda, Insecta, Diptera, Diopsidae. Gene Ontology annotation, molecular function: TBP-class protein binding; RNA polymerase II general transcription initiation factor activity. The coding region runs from base 221 to 3667 and encodes 1148 amino acids.